Mugil cephalus (flathead mullet) is the source of this 1395-nucleotide messenger RNA. Its product is annotated as arrestin domain-containing protein 3-like. Gene Ontology annotation, biological process: protein transport. The transcript is spliced from 7 exons. Bases 91 to 1230 code for a protein of 379 amino acids. The record is from RefSeq and is a predicted model, not a curated record. Gene Ontology annotation, cellular component: cytoplasm; plasma membrane. Lineage: Eukaryota; Metazoa; Chordata; Actinopteri; Mugiliformes; Mugilidae.
UAUAACUGGAAACACAACCUCCGCGGAAGUUGGUUGGUUGACCUCGCUUCGCGUAGCUAACUGUGGAGACUCGUGUGUGAACGCUUCGCCAUGUCCAACACCGUCAAAAGGCUGGAAGUGACAUAUAGUCCCGUCAAUGAGAGCAACACUUUCACCAACGGCGACAUCAUCUACGGCCAGGUCACGCUGGAAGUGGCCAAAGAGUGCAAAAUAGAGUCGCUGUCCAUUAAAUUCAAGGGGAAAGCUGAUGUGUUGUGGAGCGAGAGGCACGGCAAAACCACUGUUGUGUACCACUCCAAAGACAAGUACUUCAGCGUGAAACAGUACUUCAUCCGGAACAAAAAUUACGAAGGGGAUGAAGAACGAACACUGAUAACAAACCAGACUGGAGAAACAUACAGCAAUGUUGUUGCACCAGGGGUCCAUGUCUACCCCUUCUCUUUUCAGUUCCCUGUACAGAAUAUACCCUCCACAUUCAAAGGUUCUGUUGGGAAAAUUAUAUACCUGCUGGAAGCCUCGCUGAGCAGAUCGAUGAGGAUUAGCAAGAAAGAGUCGGUUAAAGUCACGUUUGUGGCAAGACCAGACCUUAACAUCGUCCCUGAGCUGAUGGCGCCACAGCAUGAGUCUAAGGAUAAGAAAAUGAAGGUGUUCACCUCGGGAACUGUAGCCAUGGACGUGGAUAUUGAAAAAACUGGUUUCUUCCAAGGUGAAGGAUUAAAGGUUUUGGCAUCCAUUCAGAACAAUUCGUCCCGUGAGAUAAAGCCCAAGUACUGCAUUUACAGGAAGCACAGCUUCUUUGCCCAGGGGAAGAGAAGGGUGAAUACGGAAGACCUCCUUAAAGAGGUGGGAGAUCCCAUCCCUCCGUCUUCUAAAGAAAACGUCACGAGGGUCAUUACCAUUCCUCGUGACGUGGAGCCCUCCAUUCACAACUGCAGCAUCAUUAAAGUAGAGCACAGACUGAGGGUUUACCUGGAUGUCAAGUAUGCUUCGGACCCAGAAAUCAAAUUUCCCAUUGUCAUCCUCCUGGCCCCUGAGGUCCCUGCUAUGGCACCACCGCCUGCCGCUGCUAGUGGCUAUGGAUUUGAACCAUUUGGAAAUCCACACCCUCCAGCCUGGGGUAUGGCACCACCACAGCCACCAACCGCGGCCCAAGCUUCAGAUCUUCCUCCUCCUUAUGCAGCGUACGAAAUGUACCCUUCUCUGAACAACUUUGGCCAAAAACAUCAGUGACGUGACUGAAAAGAUGCAUGGACAUUUAAGUAAUUAGGUAAAGCGACAGAGAAUUCAAUAUUAUAUACAGACAUAUAUACGUAUACAUCGCCAUUGCCUAAAUGCCUUUAAAAUAUGUUUAUAUUAAGUGUUUGGCAUUAAAGCAUCUGCUUCUGUUUGUAUCCA